Messenger RNA from Cryptotermes secundus, 7230 nucleotides. RefSeq lists its product as uncharacterized. The record is from RefSeq and is a predicted model, not a curated record. Gene Ontology annotation, cellular component: nucleus. Lineage: Eukaryota; Metazoa; Arthropoda; Insecta; Blattodea; Kalotermitidae. Gene Ontology annotation, biological process: regulation of gene expression.
GUUGACAACUAAUUGAAAUCGUUAUUGGUGAUAGGCCUAAGAAAUUAUCUUGUACUUUGAAGAGCGAGUAAAUGUUCCUUUUUAUAUUGUUGUCUUUCUUCGAUUCUGAAAGCAGGCUGCAAUCCCAUCAAUACUGACACGCCAGCCAGCCAGCCAGCAGGCCUUGUAAGCCGGCUGAUACGAGGACUCUUGCCAGUGACGUAAUUCCUGUUUGUCUGCCUGAGCUUCGUGGCUGCCGAGCUAUGCCAGUGGGAGAUACGAGGCUGGGUUGGUACGUCGUCGCCAUAUUCGUCGUCGAUGUUGCAGCGACGCUGUGAGCUGAUGUCCUCUCCAUCUAUGGUGCAUCGGAGCGGUGACACCCUCCUGGUGAGAAGUGUAGUGAGUGGGGACUCUUUGUACGAGGAAAGUGAAGACGAUAUCGACUUACCCCAGUGCAAGAUUAAGCGCAACUAUACUUGCACUCACUGUACUUACUACACCCAGAACCCACGCUCCUACCUGUACCAUCUCAAGGACGAGCACGGGGAGAAAAUCAAAGUGUACGAGUGUCCUAGCUGCCUGUAUGCUUCCAAGCACAGCCAAAAACUUCAGCGGCAUGUACACAUGGUUCACGUGAUAGGUCGAGGGGCAGCGGCCGGCUUCAAGAAGAAGAAAAGCGAAAUUACCAAAUCGAAAUUGGGGAACAGUGCAUCAGCAGGGGCUGCAAAACAAGUGGAGAAAUCUGGCAACGAUUCGAAAGCGGUGAACAUGAGUGAAAACAUCGUUUUGAAGAUGAGUGGAGGGGAAGUACGGGGUUGUUCUUUGUGCCCAUUUACAAGUUCUGACCCAAGUGAAGCGCUGAAACAUGAGCGUACAGCGCAUCUUAAGAAGAAAUUCUACCGUUGCAGUAAAUGCAAUUACGUGACUCACAUGAAGGCCCGCUAUACAAAACAUGUUAAGUACCAUUCUAUGCCUAUGAUUAAGUGCGACCUUUGUGAUUUCCGCACUCCCUACAAGUGGAACUUGGACCGUCACUACAAGAACCACACCGGAGACGGUGCUUACCGCUGUGCACUUUGCAACUUUACGGCUGAUAUCAAACAGAGCCUUACUGUGCAUGAAAUGAACCAUCACGUGCCACCCGUAGGACAGCCGGCGUCUGCGGGGAGUGGCGCGGGGACAACUAGGCGUCGGAACAAGGUGGGCGCAAGUGACUCUGCGGCGAUGGAAGAGGAGAUCGACCAGGAGGAGCUUGAGCUGCUGCGCAUGGAACGGGAAGACGCAGCAGAUUCCGCCCCACCAUACCAGGCACGAAGCAUAAAGCCAGCAAUUUCUGCUGCCAGUACUGCAAGUUCUGUUAACAUCAGUAAUAAGAGCAAUGCCACUUCAGGCAGCAUUAACAUCAUUAGCAGUAAUGGGAACAUUAGGAGAACUAACACAAUUACAGCUUCAGCUGGGAAUACCAAGAGAACCCCAAAGAUUAAAGUGACACUUAAGAAGCUGAAAACUCCAAGUAGUCAGGAACAGAAUGAGAGGCAUAACUUUCAGACAGACUUCAUACAUCCAGAUGAUAUCAUCCAUCACAAGAAUGGGAAUGUUUAUAUCAAGAAUCUCAAGUGUCGUAUGUGUAACUAUAAAGCAGCAUGGGAAGGUGAAAUGGCUCGACAUGAAAGCAAGGCGCAUGGUAUCCAUCGGCCAAUUUCUGUCAAGCAGGCAACCAAGAAGGUUCCUCGGCCAAUUCCUAACUUGAUACCUAUACAAAACAAGGUUAUGCCCCCUGGUUCUGUCACAUCAUUACCAAUCUUGAGGAUCCCCACAAUCCGUGGUCGAGCUGCCACAUCUUUGCUGAAACCUCAACAGUUGCAGACAUCUCAACAGGAGAGUGGCUUGAGUGAACGGGAUCUGAAUGAGAUCUGUGCUAAAUCCUGCCCCAACAGUUCACUUAAAGAUUUUGCAUCUCUCAUAGGAGGCGAAGACGCUUUCAAGUUACCAGAUGAUGAAAUGAAUGAUGGGGCUCCAAAGAAGACUUCCCCAAAGCAGGAAGAAGAAGAUUAUUAUGAUGAAGAUGAGGUUGCACCCAGUGACAGUCAGUCACAGUCAAAACCUAACAUUUUAGCUUCAGUAACUGAUUCAUCAUUCAAGAAGAAAAAUGCUUCCUUCUUUGAUAAACUGAAGGAGAAACUACUAGUAGGUGCUGGGGAGUCAUGUAAUUUGGUGUGCACAUUUUGUGGGCAUGAGUCAAAGUGUCUGUCUGAACUAGCCCGUCACCAGAAGUUGCAUUCCAGUCCUGGAAACCGCAGCAGUGAUGGUAGUGGGACUAACGGAGGCAGCGGUGUAGUGCUGGCCAGUGGUGCUGAACUCUCUUCUACCAGAUGUCAGCACUGUCGUCAACGUUGCAAGACUAGUGCAGAUCUCUUGAUACAUCUACAGUCCUGUUCAGAGGCCAACAAAAAUCUUGCAGCAUCUUCUCCAUCCCCAACACCAAUAACAGAAAUUCCUGAUGCCAAAGAAGAGAAGGUGCAGGAUGUUGAGGAUGAGGAGGAAGAAGAAGAGGAGGGUGAGGAGGAAGAGCAAGAGGAGGAGGAGGAGAAAAUCAGAGAGGAGGAACCACAUCCAAUGGAGAACAAAGUGUUUGUGUGGAAUAAUUUACCACAACCAGUAGAGAUGGAGAGUGAAGAAGACCAUCAGCCACAGUGUCAAGCACAACAGGAAGAGCAGCAGCAGCUACAGCAGCAGAAACAGGCACCUCCACUGCAACAGCAAGAUGAUGAUAGCCUUGAUACUUCUGUUCGUAGCAAGUCACCUAUCAGUGAAGGUAGUCUGGUGGGCAUUGAAACUGCCCCAGGUUAUGGUGCUGUCACAAGCAAGAUUCUUUCUGAUUCUCCAGAUGGCCCCCUCCCUGACAUGGAAUCCAAAGCUGCACUAACUGUCAAGAAGGUUUUCAAAUGUCCCAACUGCUCAUUUUGGGCAUCAACCGCUUCUCGAUUCCAUGUUCAUAUAGUGGGUCACUUGAAUAAGAAGCCAUUUGAGUGUUCUCUCUGUGCUUACCGGUCUAAUUGGCGGUGGGACAUAACAAAGCACAUACGACUGAAGUCUGCAAGAGAUGUGGGACAUGAGCGGGCAAGAGUUUUGAUGACAGAUGAAACUGGAAGGCGAAACUAUUCAAAAUACAACAAAUAUUUAACACUAAUGCGAGUCCAUGAACCGACAGCUGAGAGUAGUGGAAGUGGGCGACGUUCAAAGGGUCUGGAUAUAAGUCAGGGCAUGGCAGUGCAUUCUAAUGUCAACAUUUUGCAGCAGCAGUUGCCUGCUCCACCUCGUCUUACCCGAGCCCCUGCUCCCAUCUCAAGCAAUCUUCUUCAUCUGGGACCAGGAGCACCACUUAGACCGCCGCCACCACUGCGAGCUGCACACCAUGUGGUAUUCCCAGGUCCUCCACCUCUGCAAGCACAGCCCUCAGCACUGCUGCAACACCAACAGCGUCAGCAACAACAGCAACACCAACACCAACAGCAGCAGCAAAACCAACAACAGGAACAGCAGCAGCAACACCAGCAGCAGCAGCAGCAGCAGCGGCUGGACUUAGAUAUGAGACCCAAACGUGCAUUAAAGAGACCUGCAGUGAAAUCAGGGUUUAGCCCAGAGGGCCAACGGCCAGCAAAACGCCCAAGUACGGACAGUAAGAAAACACUCUGGAAGUGUAAGAAAUGUAACUACAGAGAUGCAAGUCGUGAGCUGGUGUUAGCCCACGUGAAGGAACAUUACCAGCAGCGUCUACAGCAGGCCAGCAGUAAUGGUGGUGUUGGCAGCAGUGACUCAGCUGAGGCAAGUGUCAGGCGGGGUCUCGCACCUUUCCGGUGUGGCCACUGCCAUCAGGUAUCAAACUGGAAGCAUGUCAUCCAGAGACACUGCCGGUUGAAGCACAGUGGUGAUGUGAGGGUGGUGAUUGGCCUUAAAGAGGGUGGUACUGUGGAAGAGCGUUUCAUGAUAGAUGAUGGUAGUGGUGAGGCAGACUCAGCUUCAGCUCCUCCAGGCAGACCAGAGAGACCAGAUGGAAGAAGUGCAUGUGACAGGUGUCCGUUCAUGAGUGAAUCUGCUGCUGAGAUGGAAGCACAUAAAGAGCAACACUUGUCCAGACCGGGUGCAAUAUUCAAGUGCUAUUUCUGCCCCUUCUAUGUCUCACUCAAGAGAGACCUAUUGCAGCACAUGCGACUCCACGGUGUCACUGAACCAGAGGAUUAUAUAUCAAAAGCCAUGCAAGGGAAAAGCACGCAGAAGACAACGCCAGCAAAGGCAGAGAACAGAACAGAGGAGCCUGCGGGACGACAGCAUCACAGCAUUGACACAAGCCCACAUAAGCGAUACAAGUGUGUUGGGUGUCCCUAUGUCAGCAAUAGCAAGAGUCAGUUCCUGUAUCAUAAACAGUUCCAUCGUCCCCGUGGGGCACCAUUCAAAUGUGGCCUCUGCUCCUACAAUGUGAGUCGUCGCCACUUAUUGCAUCAGCACCUGCGUGUUCAUGGAAUUCAGAUUCCUCCUCAGAAGAGUCCUACGAAGUCAUCUGACAAAGAGGUGAGAGAGGAUGGAUCUGAUGAAAUUGAAGAAGUCACUGUAAUGUCACAGCGUCCCUUUGCCAUCCCACUGGCAUCUGACUCAGUGUUGGAUACUCGCCGCAUGACGGACAUACCACUAGUUUGGGUCUCUCGGGGAAGAAAGUUUUCAAAAAUGUUUAAAUGUCGUUUUUGCCCUCAUGUAAAUCUGCGUAAAGCCAAUAUUCAAGAACAUGAGAAGAUGCAUCGUGUUCGCACUGCAAAUGAUGUUGCUCAGUUGGAUACUAUAAAAGAUAGACAGUCAAAAGAGCAAGGUUCUUUAGGAAACCAGCAGCUGCAGCAGCCUCUCCAGCAGCACCACUGUCCUGACUGCAAUUACAUCUGCAACAAUGCAGGAGUUCUAUCCUCACAUGCCAAAGUACAUCAGGGACUGUAUGGACAAGUGCAUUGUCUGGUUGACACCACAAGAAGUGAUGAGGUGCAGUUACAAGAGUUGAGUGCGAACAUGAGCAAGGACAGUGAUGAUAACAGUGGGGUCUGUACAGAAAAUAUGGAGCAGGGAGUAUGUGAGGAAGAGGUAGUAGAUUUCCAACCAGAAACCUUAUCGAAAGAAAGCGGUAGUGGGAACAAAGUGAGUGUCAGUGAUUCUGGUUUCUCAAAUAAUGAGGAUUCAAAGGCAGAAGCAGAUAAUGGACGUUCAUUAUACUUUUGUUCACACUGUCCAGCAAGAUUUUUGUUUGAAAAAGAAUUAACCAUUCAUGUUCGUUUCCAUGAGAUUUGCUUGGCACAUCGAUGUGAGUCAUGUUCUUACACUGCGAGGCAGAGGCCACACCUGUUAGCCCACUUGAAGGUGCACACAGAGGAAUACCAGGAGCGGACAGAUGUGCUUACUAAAAUGUAUAAGAUUUCUCCUCAGCAUUCCCGACCUAGAUCAGCUGUCAUAGUAGAAGGUCCGGGUGUGUCGGGUCCAGUUUGGGUGGUGAUUGGUGGAGCCACCCCCUCACAGAGACAGCACCCUGUUGAACAGGAAACAAGUAAUACACCUGCCCCUGUAACUCCAGCAAGAACUAUAGCAAAACAGUAUGCUUGCAAGUUGUGCCCAGCAAGGUUCUUCAAGUUCGUAGCUCUUGAGUACCAUACAGGUUUGCAUGGUGGUUCUGGCCCCCACAAGUGUAGGAGCUGUGAUUAUGCAGUCAAGACAUAUGGAAAUCUGGUGAAGCAUGAGAUGAUUCAUGAUGGAACAUCUAAACAGCAACGUAAUAGUUCGGCAGGCAAGAACAAGAGCUCUUCUGGCACAGUGCCGCUUUCUGGUACAGAGUUGUUCCAGCAGAGGGCAGAGGCACAGAAGCAAAGCAACAACGAUGCUGGUGCUAGGCGAAACAUUACUGAUCACUCGCCUCUGCAUGUAGACCCACAGUUUGGGAUUUUAAUGCAUGGGAAUCCAGAUUUUAUAUAUCCUACAUAUUUGAAAAAUGGAAGGCUGAAGGAGAAACGAUACAAGUGCCACAAGUGCCCAUCAGCUUUUGAGAAACGGGAACAGUACAAAGUUCACUUGUCUCUACAUGGGUCCAAACAGCGGUAUAGGUGUGAGAAGUGUGACUAUUCAGUCAAAUAUUAUGCUAACUACAUCCAGCACAUGCGUAAGCAUAAGAAUAAUGAGGAGGCCUUAGAGGCGCGCAAGUUAGAGAAAUCAGCAAAGGAAGGUAGUACUGAGAAAGAAGAAGGAGGAGAAAUAGAGGUUGCUGAUGAAUCGAAUGCUGUAGAAGAGGACAUCCCUCCUCUCAUGCCACGUUCAGUGAAGACAAUUGGGAGUUCACCAAUGGGUCGACAUGGCCCCUUGCAGUUGUCAGUGGCAGAUCGCCAAACAAUUCUGCUCCUUCAGCAGCGAAGAUCGAGUAAUGCCAGCAGUUCCCGAGAGGGAGGAGAUGAACGGAAAUGCUUCCGAUGUCCACAUUGCCCUUAUUCUAGUCAGCGCCGUGAUGGAGUUGAGAGUCAUGUCAAACGCCACUUGUCUGUGUCAGGAGUGUGCGGAGCUUUCAUUUGUUCCCACUGUGACUAUACUGUGCCCCAGCUUCACUUUCUGCGGGAGCACAAGAAGCUCCACUUCAAGAAGAUGCAACCAGACAUAUAUAUGAAGUAUGAUCGGAUUGAACUUUGGGCAUGUGAAGAAGGAAAAGAGAAUAUGGACCAGACUGCAGAAGGCUUUAUGUCAAACUUUUCUGAGUCUUCUGGCAAGAAAUUGGUGUUCCAAGACAAUGGCAAUGCCCAGGUUGCUGGUGGCAGAUUUUAUCCAGCAUUGCCAUCUGAUGUAAAGGAGGAGGAGAUGGAGAAACUGUACAUAGACCUUCGUACUGGGGAACCCAUCUGUGAGAAGAGUAGCUCAGGUGACACACAAGACAUGGUUGCAGAAGGAUGCAAAGAGUUAGUUGCAUACAACACAGGCGAUGUGGGCGAGAAGUUUGAAGGGGAGAACAGUGACAGUGAUGAUGUUGAGGCUGCAGAGUCUGUUAAUGCUGAAGACAGCAAAUCUGAGUCUGGUAGUAGUAGCAGGAGCAGCAGCAGCAGCAGUAGCAGCAGUAGUAGCAGCAGCAGCAGCAGCAGUAGCAGCAGUAGUAGUAACAGUACUAGUAGUAGUGACAGUAACAGCAGUAGUAGUAAUAGCAGCAGUGACAACAGUAGUAACAGCAGCAGCAAUAGCUUGUAG